AUGCACGAUAGACUAAUCUGGCGCAUGACGUUUAAAAUGGUACUUAUAAAAGAUAAGUCGACUUCUAGAAACAUCGCAGAUCUUAACGUGGCCUGUCUUGGUGCUAUAAAUAUGAAGUUCUUGUUGGUUAUACCGAUGUGCGUGCUGGCUGCCGGCGCUGGUCUCCUCGACGUGGAUGUCGAUAUUUUAUCCGCACCGGAUAAAAUCGAAGCGGAUAACGUAUAUAGCAGUGUCAUCACCGGUGACAUUGACAAAGCUGUGGUCCAAACUUUGGCGCUCAACCUACUAUCAAAAGGAGCCAUCAUCGAAGAUGUCAUCGCCAGGCUCAUUAGAGAUAAAAAGCGAAACAUCUUCGACUAUGCCUAUAAGCUAUGGAAUAGUGAAGGAAAGGAUGUCGUCAAACAACACUUCCCUAUGCAAUUCAGACUGAUCUUUGCCGAGAAUCAUGUCAAGAUCAUCAACAAGAGGGACAAUCUCGCCAUUAAGCUCAGCACUGAGGUGGAUCACCAAAAUGACAGAUCUGCAUUUGGUGACGCGAACGACAAAACCACUGACAACGUCGGCUGGAGGUUUGUCCACUUGUGGGAAAACAACAAGGUUUACUUCAAGAUCGUUAGCGUUGCCCGUAACCAAUUCUUGAAACUGGGUACUGAUGCUGACGAAGCUGGCGACCACAUCGCUUACGGUGCCGACGUGGCUAACACCUUCAGACAUCAGUGGUACCUACAGCCUGCCAAGUACGAAGACGACCUCCUUUUCCUCAUUUACAACCGCGAAUUCAACCAGGUGCUGAAGCUCGGUCGAGUAGUCGACAACAUGGGUGACCGACGUUUGUAUGGACACAAUGGAGAUGUUUCCGGUUCUCCAGAACUCUUCGGAUUCUUCAUUACUCCUUUGUAA
This is a messenger RNA of Bombyx mandarina (wild silkworm), 900 nucleotides long. RefSeq names its product microvitellogenin-like. Gene Ontology annotation, cellular component: extracellular region. Lineage: Eukaryota; Metazoa; Arthropoda; Insecta; Lepidoptera; Bombycidae. The record is from RefSeq and is a predicted model, not a curated record.